AUGGCUUCCAGACAGCAGAUGGCGCACCUGCGCAAGGUACCAGGUGCUUUGCUCCACGCUUCCCGAGCUUCAAGGCCACUUUUGCGACCUCGCAUUGCAACUGCUUGCUCUACUCCCAAGGCACUCGCACGAUGGGAGAGCACCACGAGCGCCGCCUGGGAAAGCCCGAAACCGACCCUCCGGACACCCGAGUUCCAUAGACUGCCCGACCUGUUCCCUAUCAAUGAGAGCUUCACCAAACGGCAUAUCGGCCCGGACGAUCAGGGCGUGCAGGAGAUGCUCCAGGCUCUUUCGCCCCCUGUCAAGUCGCUUGACGAAUUCGUGGAGCAAGUCAUACCCGCGGAUAUCCGGUCAACCAGGGAGUUGUUUGUGACUGAGGGAAAGCAGUCUGAGAGCGAAACCAUGUCGAGGGAGGGUCUCCAGGAAUGGGAGGUUCAGAAGAUCGCACAGGACAUUGCUGGGACUCCCAACAAGUCGGAGAGAUACUUCAUUGGCGAAGGAUACUACGGCACUUUGGUCCCUGAAGUAAUCAAGCGCAAUGUGCUCGAGAGCCCGGCUUGGUACACCAGUUAUACGCCAUACCAACCCGAGAUCAGCCAGGGCCGUCUCGAGUCCCUGCUCAACUUUCAGACUUUGGUGACUGAUCUGACAGCUCUCCCGGUUGCCAAUGCUAGUUUGCUGGACGAGGGAACUGCGGCAGCCGAAGCGAUGGCUAUCUCCCUGAACUCGUUGCCUACGUCGAGGCAGAAGCUGAAAGGAAAGACGUUUGUUGUCUCCAAGUCAACUCAUCCUGCGACAAUCAAGGUGUUGUGCGGACGUGCUGAAGCGUUGGGGGUCGAGGUCGCCAUUAUGGACGUUAACGAGUCCACGCUCGCCAGCCUGCAGGAGUUGGGCGAUAACUUGGUCGGUGUCAUGCUCCAGUACCCUGAUAGGUUCGGUAACGCUGCCGACUUCCGAUCGAUUGCCGAUGCCGUUCACAAGCAAGGCGCGCUCCUCAGCGUCGGAACAGACCUGCUCGCACUUACUCUCUUAACCCCACCGGGCGAACUCGGUGCUGAUAUCGUGUUUGGAAACUCGCAAAGAUUCGGUGUACCCUUCGGAUCGGGAGGACCCCAUGCUGCUUUCUUUGCCGUGCAGGAGAAGCUCAAGAGGAAGAUGCCCGGUCGUCUUGUCGGCGUAUCCAAGGAUCGUCUCGGUGGUCGUGCUCUUCGUCUGGCCUUGCAGACACGAGAACAGCAUAUCAGGAGAGAGAAGGCUACCAGCAAUGUCUGCACUGCUCAAGCUUUGCUCGCCAACAUGGCCGCAUUUUACGCAGUUUACCACGGCCCUGAAGGUCUGAAGCGGAUUGCUGAGAGAUGCAACCUUGCUGCACGGGUUAUUUGGGCGGCCGCUACACGCUAUGGCUAUGAAGCCCAGGAGCCGAUUUUCGACAACGUUACCAUCGACUUGCCAAACAUGGCUGAUAAGUUUUACCGUUUCGCAAAGGAGACUGGGGUCUACGUCAGACCAGUCGGCGAGAGCAAGGUUGCUAUCAGCCUGGAUGAGACAGUCACGGAGGAGGAUUUGACCAGACUUGUCCAGAUUCUUGGUGACUUCCGUUCCUGUCUGGUGCAGCAGUCGGCAAACUCUGGAGAGGAUUAUGCCUCCACUGUCAAGAGCUUGCUCGAGGAGCAGUCCGUCAGAACUGCCAACAUACCCGAGACGCUGAAGAGGACCUCCCCGUACCUGACACAUCCCGUCUUCAACAGCCACCACUCCGAGACAGAGAUGCUCCGCUACAUCCACCACCUUCAGUCCAAGGAUCUCUCCCUGGUGCACUCCAUGAUUCCUCUGGGCUCAUGCACCAUGAAGCUGAACGGUAGCGCUGAAAUGUCGCUCAUCACCCUGCCAGGCUUUGCCAAUGUUCAUCCUGGACGUUUGAAGCAGAACAUCAAGGCGCAGCCGAUUUACACUAUCAUCUACGAGCUUGAGGAGCAGUUGAAGAGCAUCACAGGCAUGGAUGGGGUGAGUUUGCAGCCAAACUCAGGUGCUCAGGGCGAGUACGCAGGUUUGCGGAUUAUCCGUAGCUACCUCGACUCUCAGCGCGGCCCUGACGAUCCUGUCCGUGACAUCUGCUUGAUUCCUGUUUCGGCCCACGGCACGAAUCCGGCGUCAGCAGCUAUGGCGGGCAUGCGUGUUGUCCCCAUCAAGUGCGACACCAAGACGGGCAACUUGGAUCUCGAGGACCUUCGGGCCAAGUGCGAGCAGCACUCCAAGCAGAUUGGUGCCAUUAUGAUCACCUACCCCAGCACCUUCGGUGUUUUCGAGCCGCAAAUUAAGGAGGUCUGCAACAUCAUCCACUCCCAUGGUGGCCAGGUGUACAUGGAUGGCGCCAACAUGAACGCUCAGAUCGGCCUUUGCAGCCCUGGUGAAAUUGGCGCAGAUGUGUGCCAUCUCAACCUGCACAAGACUUUCUGCAUUCCCCACGGCGGUGGUGGCCCAGGUGUCGGCCCUGUCUGCGUCAAGAAGCAUCUGGGUCCUCACCUUCCCAUUUCUACGCUCCACAACUACCCCAACCAUACCACAACGCAGGUGACCAGUGCGCCGUUUGGAAGCGCCGGUAUCCUCCCCAUCAGCUGGUCGUACAUUGCUCUCAUGGGCGCCGCCGGCCUCAAGAAGGCCACCCAGGUCGGCCUUCUCAACGCCAACUAUCUCCUCGCCAAGCUCAAGCCCCACUACUCGAUUUUGUACACCAACGAGCACGGCAGAUGCGCCCACGAGUUCAUCCUGGACGUCCGGCCUUUCCAGGCCACCGCCGGCAUCGAGGCGAUCGACAUCGCGAAGCGCCUGCAGGAUUAUGGCUUCCACGCUCCCACCAUGAGCUGGCCCGUGGCCAACACCCUCAUGAUUGAACCUACCGAGUCCGAGUCCAAGGAGGAGCUUGACCGCUUCGUCGAUGCUCUUGUCAGCAUUCGCGAGGAGAUUCGUGAGAUUGAGGAGGGCAAGGCCCCGCGUGAGGGCAACGUCUUGAAGAUGGCGCCUCAUCCCAUGGUGGAUAUCAUUGGCGGCGAUGGCGAGGAGGGAAGCAAGUGGGAUAGACCUUAUAGCCGCACCAAGGCUGCCUACCCGCUGCCUUGGCUCAAGGAGAAGAAGUUCUGGCCUAGUGUGGCGAGAAUUAACGAUACUUACGGAGAUACCAACCUUUUCUGCACCUGCCCUCCUGUAGAGGACACGACGGGCGGUAAUCUGUCUUCUGUUCAGACUUCUCAAUAG
This is a messenger RNA of Podospora anserina S mat+, 3252 nucleotides long. RefSeq lists its product as uncharacterized. Gene Ontology annotation, cellular component: glycine cleavage complex; mitochondrion. NCBI's taxonomy places the organism in Eukaryota, Fungi, Ascomycota, Sordariomycetes, Sordariales, Podosporaceae. Gene Ontology annotation, molecular function: pyridoxal phosphate binding; glycine dehydrogenase (decarboxylating) activity; glycine binding. The transcript is spliced from 2 exons. The coding region runs from base 1 to 3252 and encodes 1083 amino acids. The record is from RefSeq and is a predicted model, not a curated record. Gene Ontology annotation, biological process: glycine decarboxylation via glycine cleavage system.